GCCACAGUUCACUCGUACAGUCGGAGCAGGAGUGUCAAUGCUCUUUGAGCUUUGGCAGUCGAAGCACCUUCACUUUAUUGCACUCAAGGCAGUAACAACAAAUCAAAAAUCCCAACCAAAUGGACUAUGCCUACAGGACGAGUGCUUAUCUGCCUUUCUUCUGGAUAAAUGAAGAUCUUUUUUCUAAAAACAAGUGAAGACACUUUUUCAUGCCUCUCCACACUACUGUCACGCAAGGACUAAUUUCAGCGAAAACAAAGUGUUUCUUCAACAGUGUGGUGAACUUUUGUUCGAGACAUCUAGAAGAUCUACAAAACAUCCACUGCAUGAACUUUUUUUUGCUUCACCUCCACAGGGGCACAGAUGUAUUCUUCAGGAUGAAUGAUGGUGAAGUAAAUAGGAAUCGUAUAUUGUGUUCCUGGAGACACUGUGGUAUCUUAAGCUCAUACGAUCGCUCGAGCAUGUCUCUGUCAAAUCAAGACUCAGUCUAAAGGAUCGCAGUCCAUGCCAAAGAAACCGUCUGUGUUCUAACCUACGCAUCAGGGGCCAUAAUACAUAUCAGGAAUGCUAUUUCACUCAUCGCUGGGACUUGUUCACUUUCUAAACUUCAAAACUAAGAGUUAGCUUUUAGUCUGUAUGUUCCUUUAAACUACGAAGAUGGACAGCACCAAUAUUCCACCUCACAGCAAUUCUUCCACCAACGGUGACAGUAACAGUGGCGCAGAUUACAGAUUCCUGUUUCCCGUGGUGAUCAUCAUCAUCAUCAUCAUCUUGGGCAACCUGCUGGUCAUCAUUGCAAUAGCAAGGACAGCCCUGCUACAGACCGUAACCAACAUCUUCAUCAUGUCAUUGGCAUGCGCAGAUCUCAUCAUGGGGGUUAUGGUGGUACCGCUCGGCGCCACCAUUGUCGUAACAGGCGAUUGGCAGCUCAGUGAUAACUGGUGCAAGUUAUGGACAUCGGUAGAUGUCUUGUGUGUGACUGCCAGCAUUGAGACACUUUGUGCAAUCUCAGUGGACCGUUAUAUCGCGAUCACAAGACCCCUACGCCACAAAGUGCUGCUUAGCAAGUGGCGGGUUCGACUGAUUGUAUGCUUAGUGUGGGUUGUGUCUGCUCUCACGUCAUUCCCCCCCAUUAUGACCAACAUUUGGAGGGCUGAUGAUGAUAAAGCUAAAGCUUGCUAUAAUGAGAGCAAAUGCUGUGAUUUCAUCACCAACAAAGGUUUCGCAAUUGUAUCAUCAAGCAUUUCAUUCUACAUCCCUCUAGUCAUCAUGAUCUUUGUCUACACCAAGGUGUUUGUCAUUGCUACAAGGCAGGUGCAGCUAAUAGGGAAGAGCCGGCAGCGUUUCCAGAAUGAAAAUGCGGCCAGCAAUGGCAACAACAACCUACCAUCGACUAUAAGCAGUGGCAGUACUAAACGGAAAUCUUCCCGACGAAGGCCAUCUAAAUUAAGCGUUGUGAAAGAGCACAAGGCAUUGAAGACACUGGGUAUCAUCAUGGGAUGCUUUACUCUCUGCUGGCUGCCCUUCUUUGUAGCCAACAUCAUCUACACCUAUAAUCGUGACCUAAUACCAUCAAAUGUUUUCCGAUUAUUAAACUGGCUUGGCUACAUCAAUUCAGGCCUCAACCCCAUAAUCUACUGCAGAAGCAAAGAAUUUCGUACAUCGUUCAAGAGCCUUCUAGGAUGUCCCUGGCUGCAAAUGCCAAGCAUGAACUACCUUUAUAAGGAGCUUAGGACUCGAUGUCCAUGUUUUCUGGGCUUGACAGAAGCAGGCAUGAAUGGAGCUUUCCAGAAGCCUGUCAACUCACGAGACACAAGGCCAAAUCCUGUGCCGCAGGAAGAUGGGGAAGAAAGUCUAGGAAGCAGUCAGAGCAGCUACAAGAGUGAAAAGUCAUCGCCGGGACCUGCACGCUCCAACGGCAGCACACAAUUCAGUGAUUUCUCUGAAACGGAGACUGAGUUUUCCACCUCACAGGGGCUGGGAGAAUGAGAAUCCACAGCUUGGCUGAAAGACAGAGCGAGAGAAAAAGAGAGCGAGAGGCAGAGACGACUAAUUUCAGCCGAGACUGGAUAAACUUUCUGGCCAGCAGACCAAGGACUGCAAAGAGCCACAAAAGCAACCUCACAAAUGACUGCGAUGAAAUACACAAACAAGAUAAACCAAACGGGAACGGCUGAUCGGACGGUGGCACGCACAGACACGGCUCGCGCACAAGACCGGAUGGACAGCCGAGAGCACGUCCAGGCUGCUAUUACUCUUGGCCUUUAGGGAAAAUAACUGGAUCAAACCAGUUAAGCUGGGUCGGUGUGAUGGACUACAAUCUAUAAGCGGCUGGUGGAAGCCAAGUUGGAUCUGGGUGACGUGGAUUAGUCUCAAAACAAUCCAAAUUUUGUAGGUUUUCUCAAAGGCCGACUCCGUCCCAGCAAGUUUCUAUUUUUCACAAGCAAGGACUUCUUGAAAAAAAAAAAACACUUCUGGCGCACAAACAACUACAAUAGACGUUUUUUUGUUUUUUUGUUUUCCACAACAGAUGUAGUCUGUCAUUUAGAGUACAGGAAAGUAGUGGUUGAAACCAAAUUUUGUACUUAAUGUUAAAUUAUUUCCUAUUUAUUUAUAUUCCCCAAUUUUACCUGUGAAUGUGCAAAGAGUUUAUCAGAACGAUACAGGUAUUCAUGUCGUACAGGUUUACGUCUGUUCACUGACAUGUAUAGCUAACAGAAUGGUAGCUAAUGUUUUCUGUUUUUCUUUUGUUUGUUUUAAAAGUCCUUUAUAAGCUGCAAACACCAUGUGCACAAACUUGAACCCUUUGGCUCACCUCCCAAAAAAAAAAAAAAAAAAAAAAAAAAAAAUCCAAAAAGACGCCCUCUACUUAUUUUUCUGUUACUUUUAUUAACUUUUAUAGCUGCUAAAGUUUUUUUAUUUCAUUCAGAGAUCUCCAAGGUAUGGCACACAAUAUUAUUCUGUAUUAUGCUUUUGUUUGAAUAGCUUUUUAUACUAACAAAACUCCCAACAUAGAAUUUAUUCUAACAUUAAAAGAAAAAAAACCCCAACAACUUAGGAACAACUGAUUACGCUUUUUCAAAUGUAACACGGUGGUGUUUCAUUAUCAGGUGCAAUUGCUGAGGAUUUCAAUUUCAGUGAGGAAAGUAACUGAAAAGGAAAAUGAAUAAUAAUAGGAAAUGCAAUGACGGACACACUUUCUGUGGAUCUCAGGAUAUUUGUUGUGCCCUCUGAAACAUUUUUUUUUUCUUUUUUCAGAGGAAUCAAUCGGUAGCAUCCAUACUGCUUUUUGAGCUGUGUACAUAAUUCCUUGUUCAAUGUGAUUUUCCUGUAACAUUAAUGGAGCAGAUAAAUAACAGGAUGUAAAAAAAAUAGCCAGGGCUGCGCAAUUAUGUUUAAAAAAAAAAAAAGAGAGAGAGAGACUUUUAUUAUUUCAAUGUUGUCACUGCGGUCUUUAUACAUUUGUUAUUGUGCUUGAAAGUGAUUUAAUAAAGCCUAAUCCUGGAGUUAUGAGCCAUUCUCAAAACAUUAAAUUAAUGUUUAAACAUCCCAUACAGAUUUAAACAUUAAACUAAAGAUUUAACUAAAGCAGAUCCCUUAAUACUAAAACACAGACAUUGUAACGCCAGUGACCUUUGAAACCAAAAAUGCCUUAUUUCAAAUGUAAGUGUACCACUAUAUACAAAAUACAGCAUUGAUUGUGAUUGUACGAUUGAUUAUGCAGCCCUAUAAAAAAAGAUAAAUAAAUAAAUAAGUUAAAACUCUUAA
Messenger RNA from Pangasianodon hypophthalmus (striped catfish), 3768 nucleotides. RefSeq names its product adrenoceptor beta 3a (gene adrb3a). The transcript is spliced from 2 exons. Bases 658 to 1989 code for a protein of 443 amino acids. The record is from RefSeq and is a predicted model, not a curated record. Gene Ontology annotation, molecular function: beta3-adrenergic receptor activity; epinephrine binding; norepinephrine binding. Gene Ontology annotation, biological process: norepinephrine-epinephrine-mediated vasodilation involved in regulation of systemic arterial blood pressure; adenylate cyclase-activating adrenergic receptor signaling pathway. Lineage: Eukaryota; Metazoa; Chordata; Actinopteri; Siluriformes; Pangasiidae. Gene Ontology annotation, cellular component: membrane.